GGUGAAAAUGAAAUCCUUGAAACUCUCUACAAUAUUGCAAGCAAGAACAAGAUAUGGAGGUCUUACAUAGGCAUGGGUUAUUACAGCUGCUCAGUGCCUCAACCCAUUGCACGGAAUUUGUUGGAGAAUGCAGGAUGGGUUACCCAGUAUACUCCUUACCAACCUGAGGUUUCCCAGGGCAGGCUGGAGAGCCUGCUAAAUUACCAAACCAUGGUGUGUGAUAUCACAGGAAUGGAUGUGGCUAACGCAUCUUUGCUGGAUGAGGGGACAGCUGCUGCAGAAGCCAUGCAAUUAUGUCACAGGCACAACAAGAGAAGGAAGUUCUAUGUAGAUGCCAGAUGCCACCCUCAAACAAUAGCAGUGGUCCAAACCAGAGCAAAUUAUACAGGUGUUAUUACUGAGCUCAAAUUACCACAUGAGAUGGAUUUCAGUGGAAAGGAUGUCAGUGGAGUAUUAUUUCAGUAUCCGGACACUGAAGGGAAGGUGGAAGACUUCUCUGAACUAGUUGAAAGAGCUCAUCAGAAUGGGACUCUCGCCUGCUGCGCGACUGAUCUUCUGGCUCUAUGUAUUCUGAAGCCUCCUGGAGAGUUUGGGGUAGAUGUUGUCCUGGGUAACUCCCAGAGGUUUGGCGUGCCGCUCUGCUAUGGGGGACCCCACGCGGCAUUCUUUGCUGUCAAGGAAAAUCUAGUGAGAAUGAUGCCGGGCAGAAUGGUGGGCGUUACAAGAGAUGCAAACGGAAAGGAAGUGUACCGACUUGCUUUGCAAACACGAGAGCAGCAUAUCAGGAGGGAUAAAGCUACCAGCAACAUCUGCACCGCACAGGCUCUUCUGGCUAACAUGGCAGCCAUGUUUGGUGUAUACCAUGGGUCUGAUGGAUUAAGGCAUAUUGCAAGACGGGUACACAAUGCUACUCUAAUCUUGGCUGAAGGUCUCAGGCGAGCUGGUCAUAAACUACAUCAUGAUCUGUUCUUUGAUACCUUGACGAUCACGUGUGGAUGCUCAGUCAAAGAGGUUUUGGACAGGGCAGCUCUUAGAAAGAUAAAUUUUCGGAUUUAUAGUGAUGGCAGACUUGGAGUAUCACUUGAUGAAACUGUAAAUGAGAAAGACCUAGAUGACAUAUUAUGGAUUUUUGGUUGCGAGUCUUCAGCUGAGCUAAUUGCUGAGAGUAUGGGCGAGGAAACCAAAGGCAUCCUUAGCACCCCGUUUAAGAGAACUUCCAAAUUCUUGACACAUCAGGUUUUCAACAGCUAUCACUCUGAGACAAAUAUCGUGCGGUACAUGAAAAGAUUAGAAAACAAGGAUAUUUCCCUUGUUCACAGCAUGAUUCCUUUGGGAUCCUGCACAAUGAAGCUCAAUAGUUCAGCUGAACUUACA
This is a messenger RNA of Fulmarus glacialis (Northern fulmar), 1374 nucleotides long. RefSeq names its product glycine dehydrogenase (decarboxylating), mitochondrial-like. Gene Ontology annotation, molecular function: pyridoxal phosphate binding; glycine dehydrogenase (decarboxylating) activity; glycine binding. The transcript is spliced from 12 exons. The record is from RefSeq and is a predicted model, not a curated record. Lineage: Eukaryota; Metazoa; Chordata; Aves; Procellariiformes; Procellariidae. The annotation marks the transcript as partial. Gene Ontology annotation, biological process: glycine decarboxylation via glycine cleavage system. Gene Ontology annotation, cellular component: glycine cleavage complex; mitochondrion.